Messenger RNA from Solanum verrucosum, 981 nucleotides. RefSeq lists its product as uncharacterized. The transcript has a single exon. Gene Ontology annotation, molecular function: zinc ion binding; nucleic acid binding. The record is from RefSeq and is a predicted model, not a curated record. The coding region runs from base 1 to 981 and encodes 326 amino acids. NCBI's taxonomy places the organism in Eukaryota, Viridiplantae, Streptophyta, Magnoliopsida, Solanales, Solanaceae.
AUGAAGAAAAAGUAUCAAGGUACUGCUAGAGUGAAGCAUGCAAAGCUUCAAGCCUUGAGUAGGGAUUUUGAGACGUUGCAGAUGAAGGAAGGAGAGUCUAUAAUGAGUUACUGCACUAGAACAAUGGAGAUUAGCAACAAAAUGCGAUUUCAUGGUGAAAAGGUGACUAAUGUCACAAUUGUGGAAAAGAUAUUGCGCUCCCUGACGCCAAAGUAUGUCUAUGUCGUUUGCUCCAUUGAGGAGUCAAAAGAUAUAGACGAGUUAUCGCUUGACGAAUUGCAAAGUUCUUUAUUGGUACAUGAGCAAAAAAUGAAAUGCAGUUUAUCUUCCGAAGAGCAGGCUUUGAAGGCUUCUACUAAUACUCGUUUCUCAAAUUAUAGAGGAAGGGGUAGAGGUAGAGGAAGAGGAAGGGGAGAUCGAGGAUAUAGAGAUGGAGGCAGCAAAGACGGCAGUAGGAAUUUCAGAGCCAAUGAUGACCACGGUAAAGGCAGAGGAAGGAAUUUUGACAAAUCAAAAGUAGAAUGUUAUCGAUAUCAUAAAUUUGGUCAUUAUAAGUCUGAAUGUUAUACCAAGCUGCCUAAUGACAAGGAUGAGAAGUUAAAUUUUGUUGAAAGUAACGAAGUUGAGACAUUGUUAAUGGCAGUCCAAGUAGAGAAGGAACCUGAACAAAACGUUUGGUAUUUGGAUACAGGCUGCAGCAAUCACAUGUGUGGAAGUAAGUAUUCUUUUUCUUCUUUGAAUGAAGACUUCCGUUCAACAAUUAGUUUUGGUGAUUCUUCCACUGUGAGUGCAAUUGGAAAGGGAGAUAUUAUGAUUAGAACCAAGAAUGGUUUUGAAGAAACGAUCUCAAAUGUGCUAUAUGUUCCUGCUUUGAAAAGUAAUCUGCUAAGUGUUGGUCAAUUGCAAGAAAAAGGAUAUGUUAUAACUAUUGAGAAAGGUGCAUGUGAGAUUUAUAAUCCUACUAGAGGUUGUUCCCGCUGA